Molecule: messenger RNA, 1263 nt
Organism: Helianthus annuus (common sunflower)
Lineage: Eukaryota; Viridiplantae; Streptophyta; Magnoliopsida; Asterales; Asteraceae
Exons: 2
Coding region: 647-1024 (125 amino acids)
Source: RefSeq, a predicted model, not a curated record
CCCUCAGCUCUCUCUCUCUCUCUCUUCUCCAUCUAUGUCUGCCUUUCUCUUCUCCAUCUCUCUCUCUUAAAGCCGGUUACCACCACGAAUUCUGGCUGCCUGAAACAUAUCUAAAAGCACAUGUAGCUAUCCUCGAAUUUCAGAAUGAUCCCUAACCACCGUCACCAAAAAUCUGUGUUGCCGGCAUCGGUCUUGAACCCUAGAUCUGAAAAAACUUAAGCCGAUCUGAACUAGAUGUCGCCGGUGUUUGUAGAGGUCCGAACUGUUUUUGAGAGGGUGUCGACAACAGGUCAACAGCAGUGGGUGCAUCGAUGGUGGGGGUGUUGACAAAAUCAAUCAGUGGAGGCUCGACGGUUGAGAGGGGAGUCUUAAUUUUUUUUGGGGUAAAUAAACACUUGUUAUCCUUGUUCAAUUUUGGUAUUCCACAAUGAAAUUUGUGCUAUGAUUUAAGGCUUCUGUUGUGAAUCUUUCUUUAGUGUUGCAAUUGCAAAAAAAUCUUCUCAACUUAGCAAAUUUAAGGCUGAAGAUGUGUAUAUUAUUUGCUCAGUUGACAUCAUUAAGGAAGUCAGAUACAUACAAGUUUACAAAAUCUUCUCAACUUCAAUUUUGCCUACACAGAUGAUUAUAUUAGUCUUUGCUCAUCAAAAUGUUUGGAAGGAACCUUGAAGUUCCUAGGAGUUGGCCGGCAUCGAAGGAAAUUACCAGAUUUAGUUAUUUAAGAAACUGUGAAGAUGACAGUGAGGCGAUUGUGAAUCCUGGCGAUGGUAGAAAUUAUGUUGAAAACUCAAAAGUGAGUGAAAGCUUAUUACUCAUGAAGUUCUACUCGUUGUCACGUUGGAUGGUGAGUCAUUUGCUUUCUGGUAAAGUAUUUGACCUACCAAUGCAAGUCACUGAUGAACAAAUGGAUAUAGUUCUAUUUUGCAAAAGUUCCUUCAUAAUUGGGCGCUCAGGAGGAACCGGGAAAACUACAAUUUUGACAAUGAAACUGUUCCAGAAUGAACAAGAUUUUCGUGCUGCUGUCUGAAUUUUUUUUGGGUAAUAAAUCUUUUGCUGGAGCAAGCAACUUGCGAGAGAGAUGAUUUUUAUUGUAAUAUAUUUAUUUAAUGCGCAAAAUGACUAAAGUACCCUCAUGUGCCUUGCAUAUGGCUGGAUUUAACUGAAAAUUAUAACCUGGUUAGGGCUAAAGAACGUAGAAUGUAAUGAGUUUUCCAAAUAAAAGACUGUGACUGUAAUUAUUGAAGUUAACAGAUAUCCAUAGCAACA